UUUCUUUCUUAAGUAAACACUAUAUCCCCUUUAUUUUUUCCCGUUUUUCCCUUAUCAUUUACCAUCCUUACCUUUGCCUCUGUAUUUCAAUCUCUGCAAAAAAAACCCUAGCCCAACAUCAUCAUCUUCAUAAAAGCAAAUCAGUUAGGUUUUAACCGUGAAGUUCUGGUGAUUAUUUGUUUUUCCUUACCUGAAAAUGUCAUCAUUAAGGAAUGCUAUCAACAGACGUGCUCACAAGGAACGAGCUCAACCGUCAUCGAGGAAAAAAUUUGGGCUUCUUGAGAAACAUAAGGAUUAUGUCGUCCGUGCGAAAGCAUUCCACAAGAAGGAAGAAACGUUACGGAAACUCAAUGAGAAAGCUGUAUUUAGAAACCUGGAUGAAUUUUACUUUCAGAUGAUAAGAACGAGAACUGUGGAUGGAGUUCAUAAACCUGAGAGUCAGGCUAACAAAUACGCUCAAGAAGAACUCAUGCUAAUGAAAACUCAAGACAUAGGAUGUAUACUACAGAAAUUGCAAAGUGAAAGGAAGAAAAUUGAGAAGCUAACUGCAGUGUUGCAUUCUGUUGAUAAUCAUCCAUCUAACAGACACAUUUACUAUGCAAGGAACAGGGAAGAAGCUAGAGAAUUACAGUCACAAGCUUCAGAAAGCAGAGUUACUCCUCCUUCUGGUAAUAUCCCUGAUCUUAUUAAAAGGAAGACAGCUGCUUCUUACAGGGAAUUAGAAGCCAGGAAGAGUAGAGUGAAUCAGCUGGAGAAGCUAUAUAUGGAAAUGUCACUGAAGAAGGAAUUACAGAAAAAGGGUCGGAAGCGGAAACUCCGUGAAGACGAGUUAGUAUGUCCAACCUCCAAGCCAGUGUAUAAAUGGAGAUCAGAAAGAAAGAGGUGACAAAGAUGGUUGUGUUGGUGAAGGAGGCAAUUUGGCUUUAGCAGCUUUCCCCAUGUUUCUUGAGAGAUCUAAGCCAUAAAUAUUGAAAGUUUUGCAUUGUUAUGAUUUUCAGGGGCAUGGGACCAAUUAUAUAUGAUAUGAGAAUUAUUAUUACUUAAAUGAGUUAUUUAUUUAUUUAUUAUGUCUGAACUUAUUGAAUUCAAUUUAAUCCUAAAUACUUUAUAAUA
Messenger RNA from Gossypium arboreum, 1113 nucleotides. RefSeq names its product probable U3 small nucleolar RNA-associated protein 11. NCBI's taxonomy places the organism in Eukaryota, Viridiplantae, Streptophyta, Magnoliopsida, Malvales, Malvaceae. Gene Ontology annotation, cellular component: small-subunit processome; nucleolus. The record is from RefSeq and is a predicted model, not a curated record. The transcript is spliced from 9 exons. Gene Ontology annotation, biological process: rRNA processing. The coding region runs from base 197 to 886 and encodes 229 amino acids.